GAUUACUUGUUCGAUUUUACUGCAUAGUCGGAACUAGAAGCACAAGCAUUUCGCUACACUCGCAUUAACAUCCGCUUAACAUGUGUAUGUGAACAAUAAAAUUUGAUUUGAUGUGUUUAGUGGCAUGCAAGCAGUAUGAUAAGGCCUAGUGUGUUUAACAGUGAUGGGUGUGAAAACACUGCACACAUUCUGAGCAACGGACUGUAAUUUCCUGCAACUGAAAGGAAAUAGCUUUUUCAGGAAGCACAAACUCUUAGCUGGUUCUUUGGAAUUUAACAACAAGGCAGACGACUGUUCCAAAACAACCAGUAACAUCCCUUCGUUAACCAUGGAGGUUGAUACUGCUUUUCUCCGAUCCUUGAGGGGUGUCCUUAAAUUAGUAGAGAUGGGGACUAUGUCUGUAGCAUUUGUGUGUUUUGCGGUAGCAUCCAGGCCCAAAUACAUUGCAGCUACAUGCAUGGAGUUUGUGAUCACAUUCUCCCUGCUUCUGCUGUACACAUUGAAGUUGAACAAGAAGCUGACGUUCUUUUGGCCUCUCGUUGAUUUGUUCAACUCACUGUUUGCAGCAGUCUUCAUGCUUAUCCUGAGUCUGAUAGCAGUGUCCACUUACACAGUGACAGGGACCCUGGGUGGAGGGAUAGUGGGUUUCAUAGCAACAGGCCUGUGGUGUGUGGAUGGUUACGUGCUUUUCAAGAGGGUCACAUUCAAUCAACCAAGAACAGCAGCAACUGGCACUGUGAACUGAAGACACCAUAAUUGUCUCCUCCCAUGCUCAUUCUCUUAUAUGUCAGUGCUUGCAUUUAUAUGUGCAGGUUUAAAGGGGCAAUCAGCAGUUGAAACAAUAACAAAGCUUGGCCCCGGCCCGUUUUGGUAGAAACCUGAAGGAUAUGGGUCUGGAGAAAUGUAACCACUCACAAAUUCAUAGACAGAGCAAUGUAUGCAAGGACUGACCAUCAAUGAUAUCAACAUUAUAGUUUUAACCAUGUUUCGAGGCUUUAUAUUGUAUUUGUUUACAUUUUGUUUGUUUACAAUUAUUGGAGUUAAACAAGCUUAUAUUUUGGGUUCUGAUGGUGUAUGACAGUUGAACUAAGCUCAUGAGGCAUUUAUAUAUGUGUACAUAUAUCAUUAAUUUCUAAAUAAAAAAAUGGAUGUAUCAACUGCAGAUUG
Salmo salar (Atlantic salmon) is the source of this 1167-nucleotide messenger RNA. Its product is annotated as chemokine-like factor. Gene Ontology annotation, cellular component: membrane. The record is from RefSeq and is a predicted model, not a curated record. Lineage: Eukaryota; Metazoa; Chordata; Actinopteri; Salmoniformes; Salmonidae.